This is a messenger RNA of Cercopithifilaria johnstoni, 1191 nucleotides long. Lineage: Eukaryota; Metazoa; Nematoda; Chromadorea; Rhabditida; Onchocercidae. The record is from the annotation of a GenBank genome assembly.
AUGGAUGGUAGUAUUGUUGAUAACAAACUUAAUAUGUCGUUAGACGAUAUAAUCAAAAAAGAACGUAAAGCGAAGCAGCGACAGCAGGAUAGUGGUAUGCAAGGGGCAGCAAGAAAACGUGUGAUUUCAAAGCGCAUUAACAGAGGCAGGCAACCAAUUGUCGUGCGUUCAUUAACACGUCGAAACCGCCAGCAAACUGCUGUAAGUGGUGGUCUCUCCACAGUAGCUGCGAUGAAAGUUGUUAAUCAACUCGUUAAGAAAGCGAUUCGACGACGAGUCAACCAGUCACUUAUAAAUCGUGCGGUGACAUUGCGUCGUCGCGCCGUUCGACGGAAUUCUGCUGUUAGACCAGCCAUGGCAUCGAGGACUGUUGUUGAAGAACUAGAAACAGGAAUUGUUAUGCCAUGGUGUUACAUCAGAUUCAUACGGCACAUUGUGAUGGAGUUUUGUUGGCGAUUGCUUAGCAUCUUACAUCACAUAGCUUUAACCGGAGGAGUAGAGGGCGACUUUUAUUUUCAGGUGAGAGGAUUACGUGCACGCAGGCAAGCAGCAGUUGUCGGAUCACGUCUCGUGGGUCGCUUAUCAGGUGUUAGUCAGCAGUCGCGAGUAAUUCGCAGAAAUACAGGAAGGAGUGUGCGCAGACAAUCAGUGAUCUUCGCUCCACCCCAGAUGGCACGUGGUCGACGAGUAUCAAAUGUGGGACAACUUGCUAGUGGAAGUGAGACAUUCGUAGUUGCGCAGCGUGAAAUCGCUCGUCCAGUGCUUCAACAGAAGGUAUUACGCCGCGAAGUAGUAGCUGCACAACCACGUCGUGAGGUUAUAAUGCAGCGUCGUGCACGUCCAGUGAUAGUUGAACAGCAGCCCAUAAUUAUUCGUCGUGGAGGGAUACGUAAACGCGCUAUUUUGAACGAACCAAGUGUCGCUGUUAGAAAUGCGCCGCGACAAAUUCGAUUUCGCGCACAGCCUGAAUUUGGACGUGUUCAGCAUUUUGUCGACACACGACCACAUAAUCGUAUGAUUCGCAGGGCGCAAUAUAUCGUCAAUCCAAAUGCGGCACAAAUGCGUAAAGCACUGGGAAUUGGUUUGCGAAGAUCGGAGCCACAACGUUUCGAAUCAAGCAGCACGUUUCUUCAGCGUGUACCAACUGUGCAUCGUCGGGGACGUGGUUUCCAGGAUGUGCUUUAUAAUUAA